CAAACCUGAUACUUAGAAUUCGGAUCCCCUAAGACUUCAGCAUGAGCACCCAAGACACCCUAAGACCUUCUCGGCGAUUCGCCCUUCUCACAUCUCGUCUCAUUCUUAUACCGACGCCAUUAGCCAUCUCAAUACCAUCUUAUGUCAAUCUGUACGCUGACCUCCACGCCAAUGCCGCUUUCUGCAGCAUGGGGUUCGGCAAUGCUUUCCCUGUUCAGACGCGAACCCAAGAACAGAUGCAGGAAGUGAUUGCCACGCGAGACAUUGCUCGAUCCUGGGACAAGAGAGCGAUUGGCGAUUUCGCAGUAGGCCGACGAUCAAAGUUACAAAUAAAGGAUACAACAGGCCGGAAACUGGUGGAUGCGACCAAUACAGUAGUGGUCAUUGAUGAAAAUGACAUUGACGGUGUCUGUCAGACGCUUGACGAUAUUGAGUGGCUGGGUUACGCGGGUGUCCGUGACGCUACUACAACCUCUCUUCCUCCACGCAAUGCCUCGGAUGCUCCGCUACCGCCAUGGGAAGAGAUGGUUGAACUGCGUUACGGUGUUGCACCAUCCUGCUGGGGCCAAGGCGUAGCUCGCGAAGCCGCGGAAGCAGUCAUGCAAUGGGCAGCCACUGAAAGAGGCGUGAAAAGAUUCAUUGCUGAGACAGAAAAAGAAAAUGCGAGAAGCGGAAGAGUGUUGGAGAAGAUGGGGUUCAAGAAGAGUGGUACUGAGUAUUGGAAGGAUGAGGAUGAGGUAGAGUGGGAGAGGGAUGCCGCGAGUCUUUGGUAGCCGUUGGUGUGUCAUGCGCAAACUUCACAGAUUUACUACGUCCAAAUGGUAGCUUGUGUACCUUCAGCUAUGAAACUCUUCUGCAGUUAUCGGAAUCGAGCGUAGAUGUUGGGUGGUGGAAUACGCAGAGUUGAAUGCAUUGAAAUACCAACUGAG
Alternaria alternata is the source of this 929-nucleotide messenger RNA. RefSeq lists its product as hypothetical. The transcript has a single exon. The record is from RefSeq and is a predicted model, not a curated record. Bases 42 to 773 code for a protein of 243 amino acids. NCBI's taxonomy places the organism in Eukaryota, Fungi, Ascomycota, Dothideomycetes, Pleosporales, Pleosporaceae. Gene Ontology annotation, molecular function: acyltransferase activity, transferring groups other than amino-acyl groups.